Messenger RNA from Fusarium odoratissimum NRRL 54006, 1194 nucleotides. Its product is annotated as arsenical-resistance protein. Gene Ontology annotation, molecular function: antimonite transmembrane transporter activity; antiporter activity; arsenite transmembrane transporter activity. The transcript has 4 exons. Lineage: Eukaryota; Fungi; Ascomycota; Sordariomycetes; Hypocreales; Nectriaceae. The record is from RefSeq and is a predicted model, not a curated record. Gene Ontology annotation, cellular component: plasma membrane. The coding region runs from base 1 to 1194 and encodes 397 amino acids. Gene Ontology annotation, biological process: antimonite transmembrane transport; arsenite transport.
AUGACACAGGAGAUGAACAACGGGCUGAGCAGCCACGAGCCCAAGCCUUCUAAUACACCUCGCGCAGACUCAAGCAAUGGGAGCACUAGACAGGCUGGCCAAGAGCCCGAGGCCACAGCUGCGAGCGUGAGCCACGAGCCGCAAGAGAAGCAACAACUGUCCGCCCUCAAGGGACUAGGUAUUCUGGAUCGCUACCUGGCCAUCUGGAUAUUCCUGGCCAUGGCCAUUGGUAUAGUCUUGGGAAACUUUGUCCCUGAGACGGGUCCAGCCUUGCAGAAGGGCAAGUUUGUCGGUGUUUCGCUGCCUAUUGCUGUCGGUUUACUCGUUAUGAUGUAUCCUAUCCUCUGCAAAGUGCGAUAUGAAUCGCUCCACGAGCUCUUUUCCCACCGGGAUAUGUGGAAGCAGAUCUGCUUUAGCAUCUUCAUCAACUGGAUCAUUGCUCCAUUCCUCAUGCUUGCCCUGGCCUGGGCGUUCCUCCCCGACAAGUCGGACCUUCGAACCGGUCUUAUUCUCGUGGGUCUUGGGAGAUGUAUUGCCAUGGUCCUUAUUUGGAACGGCCUAGCUGGCGGCAACGACGAAUACUGUGCCAUCCUUGUCGCUGUAAACUCGAUACUCCAGAUAGUCCUCUUCGCCCCAAUGGCCGUCUUCUUCAUCCGCAUUAUCAGCCACGAAUCCGGUACGAUUGAUAUAUCCUAUAACGUCGUUGCUAUAAGUGUGGCUGUUUUCCUGGGCAUCCCGCUUGGAGCAGCUGUCAUAACGCGGAUCAUCCUGCGCAAGGUCGCUGGACCUGAUUGGUAUGAGAGGACCUUUCUCAGAUUUCUCGCACCCUGGUCCCUCCUCGGCCUACUCUAUACUAUUCUGGUUCUAUUCGCGUCCCAAGGGAGACAGGUUGUUCACCAGAUUGUAUCGGUCGUCCGGGUAGCAGUCCCAUUGGUGGUGUAUUUCGUGCUCAUCUUCUUCGUUACUUUGUGGGUCAGCAGAUUGCUUGGCUUCCGGUUCUCCAUGGUAGUUACCCAGAGCUUUACUGCUGCAAGCAACAACUUUGAGUUAGCUAUCGCCGUGGCGGUCGCGACCUUUGGCCCCAACAGCGACCAGGCUCUGGCAUCCACCGUCGGUCCGCUCAUUGAAGUCCCAGUCUUGGUAGGCUUGGUGUAUGCCGUGCGCUGGAUGGCCAACAGAUGGGAUUGGAAGUAA